Molecule: messenger RNA, 844 nt
Organism: Prorocentrum cordatum
Lineage: Eukaryota; Dinophyceae; Prorocentrales; Prorocentraceae
Source: the annotation of a GenBank genome assembly
UCCCUUCCCCCUUCUCUCCCCCCCCUCCUCGCCGCGGAAAUGGCGGACGACAACAAAGCCCAGUGUGUUCAGGUCGCCAUCCGGUGCCGCCCCCAGAACACCAAGGAGGUGAAUAGCGGCGAGGCCAACAUCGUGGAGAUCGAGGAGGCCUUUGUUGAUUCAGGCCACCCAGGUGGUGUGGUCCUCUCCGACCCAGCUGGCAAGGAGGAACCCGCGAGCUUCAAGUUCGACAUCGUGUUCGGCCUCUCCGUGCGGCAGGAGGACGUGUACAACUCGGUCGGGCUGCCCGCCCUGAACAAGACGUUUGAGGGCUACAACGGCACUAUUUUUGCGUACGGCCAGACCGGGUCGGGGAAGAGCUGGUCGAUGUCGGGGGUGCCCAAGGACCCCGAGCUCCGGGGCAUCAUCCCGCGCAUGAACGACGCCCUUUUCGAGCGCAUCGGGAAGGAGCAGGUUGGCACCCGGAAGUUCUUGGUGAUGUGUUCGUACUUCGAGAUAUACAACGAGAUCAUCUUCGACCUGCUCAACCCAGUGUCCGACAAGGGCAAGUUGGGCGGGGGUCUGCAGAUCAAGGACUCAGACCUUGAAAUGAAAAUCGGAACGCAAUCACUUUCUCAGGGAGUUGUGUUUUCGUGAAAGGGGUGUCUCGGGGGACGGGUUGUGUUAUCUAUGAGUCGCCUUUACGUUCUCUGGGCGCAGGCGCCAGGGCAGGACGUCCGCGGAGCCACGGCAAGUCGUCCGUGCCCUCCCACUUGGGCAUUUAUGGCCCCCCCCGGCCUACGGGCAAGGCGCCGAAAUAAGUACCGGUUUUGGUUUGGGAGGGGCUCGGGUUUUCUGACCGCUC